Mercenaria mercenaria is the source of this 686-nucleotide messenger RNA. RefSeq names its product lethal(2) giant larvae protein homolog 1-like. The transcript has 7 exons. Gene Ontology annotation, cellular component: plasma membrane; cortical actin cytoskeleton; cytoplasm. Gene Ontology annotation, molecular function: myosin II binding; GTPase activator activity; syntaxin binding. The record is from RefSeq and is a predicted model, not a curated record. Gene Ontology annotation, biological process: regulation of Notch signaling pathway; regulation of establishment or maintenance of cell polarity; regulation of protein secretion. The coding region runs from base 75 to 686 and encodes 203 amino acids. Lineage: Eukaryota; Metazoa; Mollusca; Bivalvia; Venerida; Veneridae.
UGGGCCCUCUGGCGGGGAUUUAAACAGUAGGCGAACGGAAAUACUUACCGAUAAGUGUUGAGUGACUUAGAGAAAUGUUCAAGUUUUUGAGGAGGCAUCCUCCUAAAGAAAGCGAGGGACGUGAAAGUCAGAAAAAGGAGUUAUUUGGUUUUCGCAGGCUGAUUGAACAUGGAUUUCCUAGCAAGCCAUCAGCUCUUGCCUUUGACCCCAAGUUGAAGCUCCUGGCUAUUGGAACAAAGUCUGGUGCUUUAAGAGUGUUUGGUGCACCAGGUGCAGAGUGGACAGGACAACACAAAGAAGAUGUACAGGUGGCACAGCUUUUCUUCUUACCAGAACAGGGUCGUCUUAUUUCGCUGUGUUCGGACAAUAGCCUCCACCUUUGGGAGAUCAACAACAGCAGAGAUGGCAAGAGCUCCUCCCUGGAUGAAGUUAAGCAGUUCUCCAUUGAGAAUAACAAAAUGAAGACAGUAUCAGCAUGUUGUCUAACAACAAACCAUGAACAGCUGUUGCUGGGUACCGAGGGAGGUAACAUUCUUAUCCUUGAUGUUAAAGCCUUCACUCUUAUGGACCAAAUUAUUUACCAAGAUGUUGUCAUGCAAAAUGUACCAGAUGAUUUCAAAGUGAACCCAGGGGCAGUGGAGUCUGUUGCUGUGCACUCAAAAGAUCCAGACAAGGUAUAUAUUUAA